Messenger RNA from Budorcas taxicolor (takin), 996 nucleotides. Its product is annotated as UDP-glucuronosyltransferase 1A3-like. The transcript has a single exon. Gene Ontology annotation, molecular function: UDP-glycosyltransferase activity. Lineage: Eukaryota; Metazoa; Chordata; Mammalia; Artiodactyla; Bovidae. The coding region runs from base 1 to 996 and encodes 331 amino acids. The record is from RefSeq and is a predicted model, not a curated record.
AUGGCCCUGGGACUGCAGCUUCGGCGGCAGGUGUUGGCUGGACUCCUGCUCUGUGUGUGUGUCGGGCAAUGGGCCGAGGCUGGGAAGGUGCUGGUGGUCCCCAUGGAGGGCAGCCACUGGCUCAGCAUGCGGGAGGCCGUGCGGGACCUCCACGCCAGAGGUCACCAAGCAGUGGUCGUUGCUCCGGAGGUGAACAUGCACAUCAAGGCAGAGGACUUUUUCACUGUGAAAGCCUACGCCGUUCCCUACACACAGGAUGUGUUUGAUUCCAUCGUGAGGACUCAUAUUCAUGUGUUUUUCCAAAGAGUACAUUUUCUUACAAUGUUUUGGGAAGCUAUGGCAACUUUGAAAAAUGUGUCUUUGCUCUUUGCAAGAUCUUGUGAAGCACUAUUGCAUAACAAGGACCUGAUCAGAGACCUGAAUGCCAGUUCCUUUGAUGUGGUUUUAACGGACCCUGUUCACCCCUGCGGGGCAGUGCUGGCUAAGUACCUGUCCAUUCCUGCUGUGUUUUUUUUGCGUUUUAUUCCCUGUGACUUAGAUGUUGAGGGCACAGCAUGCCCAAACCCUUUCUCAUACAUUCCUAGGUUAUUAACAAAAAAUCCAGACCGCAUGACAUUCUUCCAAAGGGUCAAGAACAUGCUCUACCCUCUGGCCCUGAAGUACAUUUGCCAGAUUACCUUUACUCCUUAUGCGCGAAUGGCCUCUGAGCUUCUUCAGAGAGAGGUGUCGCUGGGGGAGAUUCUUGCCUCCGGAUCCGUGUGGCUGUUCAGAGGAGACUUUGUGAUGGACUACCCACGGCCGAUCAUGCCCAACAUGGUGUUCAUUGGGGGCAUCAACUGUGCCAACAGGAAACUGUUAUCUCAGGUGUGUACUGCGGCUUUUAUUCAGUCAGUGUUCCAAGUGGAACAAAUUCUUUUAAUUAAAGAUAUUUUAAAAACUUUUACACCACACUGCAAAUUAGGCCCUUGCAGUGAAAUGGACGGUUCCAAUCACUAG